UGUACACAUCUAACUGGUUCUCGGGUUAGUAAGCAGAAACAUACACAGUCAAGGACCCAAUGCACCAACACGAGAUUGAUUGAAUACAGAAUAGUUUCUUUUUAUUUGUAUUGACAAUUGUUAGCAGGGGGUUACUCUUACACUGAGUGAGUGUUUGAUGCUGUGACCUCGGACGGUAGUAGCCAGGACCCUUUUCUGUGCAGUAUAGACUGCAGAGAUGAAGUCCAAGAAGAAGAAGAGACAGGAUGACUUCCAGAAGGUCAAGCUAAAGGUGGGAAAGACGAAGCCCAAAGCUGACAAUGCCACCAACAUCAACUUCCGCUCAAAGGCAAUCCAUCUAACUGAACAGCUGAAGAGAGACACAAGUGGUCCCACCACACACAGGCAGCUUGGUAUCAAUGACCUCCUGUCUCAGCUCCACCAUUACAAUGCCAAUGUGAAACAUAGUGCCUUGUUGGGUUUGAGAGAGUUGCUGUCCCUUAAUCCUUCUCUGUUAGAACAGCAUCUCUCUCGCCUGCUUUCUGAAGUGGCAGCUGUUUUCACCGACAAGGAUGGCAAUGUUCGUGUGGCAGCUACACGUGUGCUCAGGUUUAUUGCACAGUCUGUGCCUGCAGAACGAGUGGCUCCAUUUUUCCCCCUCCUCAGUGCCCACCUGUCUUGUGCCAUGACCCACAUCGAGACAGGCAUCCAGGAGGACGCCAUGAAGGUCCUCGAUGUGUUGCUGGAACACUACCCUGCUCUGCUAGCAGCGAGGCCUGCAGUACUCCUCACUAACUUCCUGGAGUUGAUCUCUCACAGACAAAACAGCGGAGGAGCCAAAAAAGCCCAGGAUGCUAAGGGACGGACCUGGGCUCUUUCGGUCAAUCCUAGCAGGGCUGUGACUAGCCAGCAGUGGCGGCUCUCUGUGCUCCUCAGGCUUGGACGCUUUCUGCAGGCAGUAGUCGAGGAACGACCAGUGGAGGAAAGUGAUAUUUUUGUGCCAACUGAAGGAGUGUUUGGCUACAGUAGAGAGGACAGGCUUACACCUCUGUAUCUCAGCUGGGAAGAGCUCACCUACAGCAAGGUCGGAGUUAAGGUGUAUGAGUAUUCGGGGGCCAAACCAACUCCACGGUCCACCUUUAGACUCAGGCCAGAGGUGGAUCCUGGACCCGGAGAGGGUGAGGGUCUGGACUCAGCUGAGGCUGUUCAGAGUUUUGCAGCCACACUGGUGCCUCUUCUUUUAGAAGUGUGGGUAGAAGCCAGCACCAGUGACUGUCCCUGGAACAGCACUGAGGGCGCUCACCUGCUCUCCCCAGAUGCCAUGUCAGUAAUGUUCCAGGUGUUGUCUAUUCUACAGCUGCUGAGAAAACUGGCACCACAACAGGAGCACCGGGAUGCACUGGACGCAUGGUUCCAUAAAGAAUACCUGGGAGAAUUUAAGCAGCACUUCAUGAAAAACUUUCCCUAUGGUACUCGGGACACACCCAAACAUAAAAAGAAGGUUGAUCUCAAAAGGAGUAAGCAGACUGCAGCUGUUCCAGGACUGACUGUGGAGCCUCUGGCCUUAAACAUCACACUUUGUCAGGUCAUGGUGUCCCUCAGCCAGAGGCAGGGACUCGGCCGAGAAACGGAUGGAGACUGGCUGACACUUCUGAGGACGUUUGUCCGAGACACUCUGGGCAGCGGAGUGAAACUGAGCUACAGGCAGCUCCACAUGCUGCUGGGUACUGUGUGGAAGAUGGUGCUCACACAGAGGAGCAAAACAGUGACAGAGGACCUGUUGGCAGCGGUAUAUGUCUACUAUAAGCAGAGACACCUGACUCUACAGACACGAUCUCUGCUGCUGUCUUUCUACAGCAAGCUCUACCUGCAGGAGCAAGGACACACACACAUAGCGAGGAGUAAGGUGCUGUGUCGUUGGUUGGCAUCUCUUCCUGUGCAGUUGUCCCAGCUGGGCCACCGUAACCCUGCUCUCUCUGCGCGACUUAUCUUGUCCAUCCAGGCUGCCGCUUCUCGAGGAAACAAAGACCUGCUCAACAGUCUGCAGACACAAGCCUGCAGUCUCUACGAUCCACAGGAAGGAGUUGUGGUGCUGCUACCAGCAGAGUCUCAGCAACGAAUGGUGCAGCUGCUCUACUUCCUACCCAAAAUGUCCCAGUCUCUUCUGGCCAAUCUGAGCUGCUGCUGCACUGCUGGACGAAUCUCUGCUGGUCUCGCUGCCUCGCUGAUUCGUAUUAUACACCAUAGGUCAUCUCUGAGUGGCUGGUCAGUUGGGAGCCAGGAAGCUGCUCUGCAGGACGUGGACUACAUCAGCUUCCUGUUCUCCACCCUGACGGGCUUCUCGUCCGACAAGCUCGCCUCCCUGCAGGAGGCCGGCGACGAGAGCAACCUGCCUCCCUCCCCCCUCUCACCCCUCAGCCUCUACCUCACACCGCUGGAGCAGUUCACACACCACUGGGAUGUUGUUGAGGAAGUCUGCCACUGUCUGGAAACUCUGGGUUCGAAGUCUCAGUGCUUUGACAUCUUGCAAAAUGGCAUCUGCAAAUACCUGACCAAGUUAGGGGUGGUGCCCGACAGUAUGGCGGCCGGGCUGCUCAGAGCUGUAUCCAGAUUACUGGACCUGUCUGUUCUGCCCAUUGAGCCCGUGCUGCGCUUCCUGUCUCAGUGCUGCCUCAGCCUGCUGGCUCUGCUCAUCACCCUGCAGCAGGAGUUACCUGCCGAAACCAACCACAAAAGAGAGGCAAUAUGGGGUGCUUGUGUGUCAGCGUUAAGCACCGUUCCUCGCCUGCUGCGAAUGGUUCUGCAGUUGUUGCGAGUUGGAAAUCUGAGUGAGGAGGAGCUGCCACAGCUCGGACAGAUCUUGUCAAUGCUGUUGCAGCACACGCCCCUCCACAACCAGCUGCUGGCCAACGCUGCUUUGCUGCAAGAGAUCAUACAACACCUCACGAGGUAUUCACGGGGUUCGACCAGGGAGCAGUGGUUGACAGACUUGCUCUACUGUUACAGUGUCACCGUGGCUCACAGCUCUUCCGCUCGCCGUGGAAACCUGGGCCUUCGAGACAUGUACUGACCGACGUGCCCACCAGACCGGCACCUGGUGGGUUCGUUAGUUCACCCUCUCAAACAUCUUUCAACAGCUACUUUGACAGACAAAACACUCACAGUGCUCAGUAGCAAUGAGUACAUACAACACAGCUUUCAGGCAGGAAUAAGUGUUUUUUAUUGUGAGUGACAAUGGGGAAUACUCCACAUUCUUGUUUUAAGAGGUCCCGUUUUUUUCUGUGUCUUAAGCUGCCUCUCUCUCUGCUUCAUUCUUAGCCUGAUAAUUGUUUGUCCUUCCUUUUCGGAGUAUUGUUGUAUUGUCGGAGUAACGUUGGCCAGUGCUUACUGGGGCACCUGGCGAAUUUUGAAAAAAAAAAAACUAAAAAGGAAAAAAAAAAUAAUAAAGUGAAAUCCCGCUGCC
This is a messenger RNA of Siniperca chuatsi (mandarin fish), 3442 nucleotides long. It is a transcript of the gene tex10, whose product is annotated as testis expressed 10. The transcript is spliced from 16 exons. Gene Ontology annotation, cellular component: nucleus; MLL1 complex. Lineage: Eukaryota; Metazoa; Chordata; Actinopteri; Centrarchiformes; Sinipercidae. The record is from RefSeq and is a predicted model, not a curated record. The coding region runs from base 218 to 3049 and encodes 943 amino acids.